This is a messenger RNA of Telopea speciosissima, 1607 nucleotides long. Its product is annotated as transcription repressor KAN1-like. The record is from RefSeq and is a predicted model, not a curated record. The coding region runs from base 112 to 1521 and encodes 469 amino acids. Gene Ontology annotation, cellular component: nucleus. Gene Ontology annotation, molecular function: transcription cis-regulatory region binding. Gene Ontology annotation, biological process: abaxial cell fate specification; regulation of DNA-templated transcription. Lineage: Eukaryota; Viridiplantae; Streptophyta; Magnoliopsida; Proteales; Proteaceae. The transcript is spliced from 6 exons.
GUAAGACCCACUUCAAAAACCCACAUACCCAAUUGAGUUUAACCUUAGAACUGGACAAUCACUGUGACUUUGUUUUGAAAUCGAGCAAAAAAUUUCCUCCUGGAAUCGACAAUGUUUGUCGAAUCCUCUUCCAUGCCAGCUCCUGAUCUUUCCUUACACAUUAGCCCUCCUAAUAGUGCUCCUUCUUCCAUGUGCAAUGGCAACAACAAACCCGACAACCGGUUCGAUCUUUGGCGACAACCGGAAGGUCUAAGGUCCAACAGUGAUAGCUCAGUGAGGAUCGACUCACAGGCUUACACAGAGCUUUCACUAGCAAACCGAAGAAAUGGUUUGGAAUCUGACAACUGUUGGAGGAGAAACUUCACAAGAGGAAGUAAAGAAGAUGAAGCAGUGCAUCAAGAACAACCACAGCUUCUUCACAAUCUUAACAACAGAAACCGACUUAAUCCUGGGGCCUCACCACUCCAUGAUGUCUCAGAAGGAUUGAGACCAAUAAAAGGGAUUCCAGUCUAUCACAGCCGUUCAUUCCCUUUUAUGCCUCUGGAACAUUCAAGAGAGAAGGAUCCAAAGAUGUGUUUCUACCCAAUGUCGUCGUCUUAUCCUUCUUGGUCUUCAUCACCACCUUCUGCUUCUUCCUCUUGUUCUUCUGCUUCUCCUUCUACUCGUUUUCUAUCAGGAGGUUUAGACCCCAUGGCGGCAAUCUUAAACUCUGGACCCACCAACUCUUCUUCAUCGCCAACAGCUUAUCGGAUAGCAGCGGCUGCGUCAAAGUUUAAUGGGUUUUCGUCGGAUUCAUUCAAAUCUCAACAACUACACCAUCAAUACAACCUACACCAACACCACCUCCACCACCACCACCACCACCACCAGCAGUAUGGGAUGGGGCCUUCAGAGGGUUCUAAUGGGAUGAUUAGAUCAAGAUUCAUGCCAAAGCUACCGGCGAAGAGGAGUAUGAGAGCGCCGCGUAUGCGUUGGACAAGCACUCUUCAUGCUCGGUUUGUUCACGCAGUUGAGCUCCUUGGCGGACAUGAAAGAGCUACUCCAAAAUCUGUUCUUGAGCUCAUGGAUGUCAAAGAUCUCACAUUAGCUCAUGUUAAGAGUCAUUUACAGAUGUAUAGAACUGUUAAGACCACUGACAAGCCUGCAGCUUCCUCAGGCCAAUCAGAUGGGUCUGGAGAAGAAGAUAUCACGCCAACACCUGGUGAUCUUAGUUUACCAGGGUUAAUUGAUCAUCAAAGAGGAUCAUCAGAUGGAUCUAUACACAGAGACUCAGAUUACCCUUCUACCACUACUUUGUGGAGUAACUCUUCAAGUAGAGAAUCUUGGCUUCAAACUAAUUCAAGUGACAUGGAUGGGCAUAGACCUUCAACCUUUUCCUCCCAACAAAGAUCUUCACACCAAGUUGAGGAGAGCGACUUCAGCCGGUCGAAAAGCUUUCUAGGAUCCCAUUUGGACAUCAAGAAUCCUAACUUGGAAUUUACUUUAGGAAGACCGGGUUGGCAUGGUGAAGAGCAUGAUUGAAAUGAUAGAGAGGAUUUCCAUUAUUUUUAUGUUAGCAUCCUUGAUUGAAUACAUUAUUUUCAUGGGUGACAUUUAGGUAAUAUAUA